AUGUGGUAUGACGCGGAAAAGCCAUUUGUAGUGCACAACCGCGUCAAGGUGUUAUGUUUCUCUCAUAAAUAUGUAUAUUGUUUUACACAGACUAAUUUAUGGUUAUUUACUAACAAUAAUUAAUGGCGAGUGAAGUGUUUGUUUGUGUUUACCGUUUGUUUAGAAACAAUCCUUAUUGGGCAAACUGUUUUGCACAACAUUCAACAGAUUUCGGCUUUUUUAUUCUUUAAAGAUGGAUCCCAAACAUAAAAAGUUGCUUCGUUCUCAGCGGCUGCAGUUGGCCGAUGAGAUUUUAGUGGACGACGCGAUCGUUCAGUAUUUAUAUCAGGAGGACAUCUUAACACUGAGCCAUUUAGAGGAAAUUCAGUGCGAGUCAUCUAACAGAAGGAAAGUGUUCAAGCUGCUGGAUAUUCUACCCACGCGCGGCUCGCGCGCUUUCCAUCAUUUUAUCAAAUCUCUAGAGAAAGAGUUUCCCUGGAUCAAAGACUCUUUACUGCAACUGUGUGACGAAAAAGACAGCGAGCAUCCUCCGCCCUUCACAGGUCAAUGUGGCCUUCCUGACCACAUCCUUUCGACAGUCCCAACCACACAGCAUCUGAACCAUCUGGCUGCAUGUCUCGGUCCCGAGUGGAAGUCGGUCCUGCUGGACCUGGGCCUUUCCUCGGCAGAUCUGUAUCGCUGCUGUGCCGACCACCCCCUUUCGAUUCAGAGCCAGGUGCUGGCUGGUCUUGUGAUGUGGACGCAGAGGAACGGAAGAAAGGCCACGGUGCAACGGCUGCUCCAGAGCCUGCAGGCCGCAGAUAUUCCACCGUCUGUCCUUCAACAGGUGUUUGUGUGAUGACACAUCGCAAGUAACAUUUGAGAAGAAUCUAUGACUAUGUUGUUUUUUAAUGUUAAAAUAUUUUCUAGCUCCGAUUAAUGUGCAGGGAUACCUAUAGCCAAUCAUAGUUUUAUCUUAACCAAAUGGAAAUGGGCAGAAUCUGGGAAAACUAGUUUGACCCCUUCCAUUUCUGGGGUUAAAAUGAUUGAAAACAUUGAUAAUGAUUAUUGAAAAUAUGUUGAAUAACAAUGGAUUUACAUCAAGUUAUUAAAAAACUCAAGGUGCCAAUAUUUGCCCAGCGCUAACACUUGAUGUAAUCUGUGUUGGAAACCAUGUACCUUGUUGAUUUAUGCGAUUCAUGUGCGGUCAAAUAUUUGACUUCUCAUUCAAAACGGGGCUGCUCUGCCCACCCCUUCCACCCAGUAAUAACUCUCUUGUGAAACUGAAACGCCACGUUUUUUUUUAAGGAAGUGUCAGUGUUGUUUUCAUGAGGCCUGUGCAAAGUAUCUGUCGGUCUGGGUUUGUGUGUAUUUAAUGUUGACAACACUAUAAAUAAUGGCUUGUCUGGGCAACUGAUCUUAUUUUUACCGGAUAUAUGUUAAUGCCUUUUGGCUAAACGCUCUGGUUUCUCAGGAACUAAAACAAAAAUGUGAUUUGGAAGGGCGUAGAGUUGGCCAGAUUCACAAACAUAUUUGAAUUCCAUGUAACUUGGACUGCAGAUUAAUCAUAAUAAUAUGUGCAUUAAUAAUGUAACGUUGCGUAUUUGGUCUUGUUUUUGGCAUGUGUUUUUUAAGUUGUAAUCGACUAAUUUAUGUAUUGUAAGAAAAGUAAGAUAGUCUACUAUUAAGAUAAAAACAAUUAGGGCUGUCAAAUGAUUAAUCACGAUUAAUCGCAUCCAGAAUAAAAGUUUGUGUUUACAUGAUAUACUGUAUGUCUGUGUACUGUGCCUUUUGAAUUUAUAAACACAUACAGAAUGUGUACAGUACAUAUUUAGGAAAUAUUUACAUGUAUUUGUUUAUAUUUACCAAUAAUUUACAUUAUAUUUAAAUGUUUAGUAAUUUUGAUAUUCUUCUUAAAUAUAUGCAUGUAUGUGUAUGUUUUUAUAAAUACAAAAUUAAUAUACACAGUACCCAGACCAAUUUACCAAAUGCUAUUUAUAUUUUUACACAAUAUAUCACUUACGUUUUCCAAAUAAUUGAUCAUCAAUGUUUCCAAAUAACCCACUCUCUUGCAUUUGUUUAUUUCUAACAGCUGCAGUUUUUUCCCCUCAAUCUGUCACUGGCUGUUUUUAUUCAUUGCUGUUUACAUAAAGUGCAAUCAAUAUUUACAGAU
This is a messenger RNA of Triplophysa rosa, 2152 nucleotides long. It is a transcript of the gene cradd, whose product is annotated as CASP2 and RIPK1 domain containing adaptor with death domain. Gene Ontology annotation, cellular component: CBM complex. Gene Ontology annotation, molecular function: protease binding; death domain binding. NCBI's taxonomy places the organism in Eukaryota, Metazoa, Chordata, Actinopteri, Cypriniformes, Nemacheilidae. The record is from RefSeq and is a predicted model, not a curated record. Gene Ontology annotation, biological process: regulation of apoptotic process; signal transduction. The coding region runs from base 233 to 838 and encodes 201 amino acids. The transcript is spliced from 2 exons.